AAAAUGAAAUUACUAUUGACGAUGGAUACUUUGGAAUCCGUAAUGGUAUUGAAACUGUGGAUGCUGGGUGGCUGACAUGUCAAACAGAAAUAAGAUUACGUCUGCAUUAUUCUGAGAAACCACCUGUAGUGAUAUCUAAGAAGAAAUUUAAAACAUCAAGGUUUAGAGUAAAAUUGACUCUAGAAGGCCUAGAGGAAGAUGAGGAUGAUGAAGAGGGCCAACAGAAAACAUCCCCCACUGUCCCUCAGAAGAUGGCAAACACUGUGGAGUUCUCCUUAAUAAGUAACACCGAAUAUAAAUGUCGACACUCUCAGCCAGACUGUGGCUAUGCUUUGCAGCCAGACCGAUGGAUAGAAUACACUAUACAAACUAUGGAGCCUGAUAACUUGGAAUUAAUCUUUGAUUUUUUUGAGGAAGAUUUAGGUGAGAAAGUAGUACAAGGUGAUGUGCUCCCAGGUCAUGUAGGUUCUGCCUGCCUCCUGUCAUCCACAAUUGCAGAACUUGGAAAGCGUGCUGGAGUUCUUACACUUGCUAUUAUGAGCAGAAAUCCAAGGAAGACAAUCGGAAAAGUUAGAGUGGACUACAUAAUUAUUAAGCCGAUCCAGGGCUAUGCUUGUGAUAUGAAGGCUUCAUAUGCAAAAUAUUGGAAACCAAGAACAACUCUAGAUGUUGGACACAGGGGAGCAGGAAAUUCUACAACAACAGCUAAACUUGCUAAAGUUCAAGAGAACACUAUUGCCUCUCUGAGGAAUGCUGCUAGUCACGGAGCAGCAUAUGUGGAAUUUGAUGUACAUCUUUCUAAAGAUCACGUGCCUAUUGUAUACCAUGAUCUUACAUGUUGCAUGGCCAUGAAAAAGAAACUGGAUACAGAGCCUUUGGAACUGUUUGAGAUUGCAGUCAAAGAACUCACGUUUGAUCAGCUGCAGUUAUUGAAGCUGGCUCACGUGACUGCCCUGAAAGUAAAAGAUCACAAUGCAUCUUUUAAAGAUGAAGAAAACUCUGCUUUUGAGACCCAGCCAUUUCCUUCUCUGCAGAGAGUCCUGGAGUCUGUUUCUGAAGAUGUUGGGUUCAACAUAGAAAUAAAAUGGAUCUGUCAACAAAGGGUAAGUAAAUGCACGUGUGAUUUGCUUUGA
Pelecanus crispus (Dalmatian pelican) is the source of this 1133-nucleotide messenger RNA. The record is from RefSeq and is a predicted model, not a curated record. Lineage: Eukaryota; Metazoa; Chordata; Aves; Pelecaniformes; Pelecanidae.